Molecule: messenger RNA, 1159 nt
Organism: Paraphaeosphaeria sporulosa
Lineage: Eukaryota; Fungi; Ascomycota; Dothideomycetes; Pleosporales; Didymosphaeriaceae
Product: oxidoreductase ucpA
Exons: 4
Coding region: 252-1028 (258 amino acids)
Source: RefSeq, a predicted model, not a curated record
CAUUUCCCUAAUCUUACCUUGAACACACUUCUGCCACCGCUGCGCCGCCGCCGUCGGGACAAGUGAUAAGAUGAGGUGUAGCAGCGGGACCGUAUCGCCCGUAUUCUCAUUGGCAGCGCCCGGCUAGUGGGGUCGACGGCGCUAGGACGUAUUAUUGCGCAACCGUCUUCCAGAGCGAGAGGUGUACAAAUACAACCCUUCCCCAGCGCAUCCGAUUUCCGCAGUCAAAGAGAUAGACAGAGGACAGAAACAUGGCAUCCUUCACCGACAAAGUCGUCAUCAUAACUGGCUGCUCCUCUGGAAUCGGCCUCGCUACAACACAACUCUUCCUCUCACGCCAAGCCAAAGUCUUCGGCAUCGACAUCGCACCUUUCACCGCCGAAACCACCAAGGAUGUUCCCUUCGAGUUCCACCAGGCUGACCUCAUUGAGCCGCAAGCUGCCUCGGAAGCUGUCGCGCGUUGCACCGCUAUCUUUGGAAGGAUAGACGUCCUCGUCAAUUGCGCGGGCAUCUCGGAUGGGUGGUCUAGCGCGGACUCGCUGAAGGAUGUCGAGUGGGAGCGCGUCAUGGCAAUCAACCUUACGGUGCCAGUGAGGCUGAUGACGGCGGUUUUGCCGGCGAUGAAAGAGCAGGGGAAAGGGAGCAUCGUCAAUGUGGCGAGUAAAGCGGGAGUGAGCGGGGCGGCAGCGGGGAUUGCUUACACGGCGUCGAAGCAUGGACUUGUUGGCGCGACGAAGAACGUGGCGUGGCGCUUCCGCAAUGAUAAUAUUCGCUGCAACGCUGUGCUGCCUGGUGGCGUCGCAACAAACAUCCAGAACUCAGUCAACAUGGACUGCUUCGACAAGGACGGCUUUAGUAGCUUCUUCCCCGUGGUGGAAAUGCACGUCGCAAAGAACGAGAAGGGACAGCCCGUGCCGGUGAUUACCCCUAACGAUGUCGCCAAGGGUAUCGCGUACCUAGCCUCGGACGAGGCGCGGAUGGUGAACGGUGCAUUACUACCCAUCGAUGCGGCGUGGUCGACUUUGUAACCAGAUUCGUGGAAUAGGUGAUCUGGAGUGUUACAACCGAUCAAACACCUAUUACCAGUUCCAGGAUUAGAGUAUAUCAGCGACUGUCCAUUAUACGACGCUACAGCUAAAUCCAAUAAUAAAAUUCUUAC